AUGGGUCAUCCCUUAAAUUCAUUUUGGUUCUUUUUCUUGACUACAUUUUCCUUGAAUCUUUCUUUCUCUCUGCAAUGUCUGUCUGUCUGCUUGCUUCUUUCUUUCUUUCUUUCUGUCUCUCCCUGUUCUUUCUUUCCGCGAUCUCUUUCCGUGAUCUGUCUCUCCCUGUUCUUUCUUUCUUUCUUUUUUCUUUCCGCGUCUCUUUCCCUGUUCUUUUCUUUCUUUCAUGAUCUCUUUCCGCGAUCUGUCUCUCCCUGUUCUUUCUUUCCGCGAUCUGUCUCUCCCUGUUCUUUCUUUCCGCGAUCUCUUUCCGUGAUCUGUCUCUCCCUGUUCUUUCUUUCCGCGAUCUCUUUCCCGAUCUCUUUCUGUGAUCUGUCUUUCUUUCUUUCUUUUCAUGAUCUCUUUCUCCACUGUCUCUCCCUGUUCUUUCUUUCCGCGAUCUCUUUCCGCGAUCUGUCUCUGCCUGUUCUUUCUUUCCAUGAUCUCUUUCUUUCUCUCCUGUUCUUUCUUUCUGCGAUCUCUUUCCGUGAUCUGUCUCUCCUGUUCUUUCUUUUCCGUUUUUUCAUGAUCUGUCUCUCCCUUCUUUCUUUUCGCGAUCUCUUUCCGUGA
Messenger RNA from Acanthosepion pharaonis, 609 nucleotides. The record is from the annotation of a GenBank genome assembly. Lineage: Eukaryota; Metazoa; Mollusca; Cephalopoda; Sepiida; Sepiidae.